Messenger RNA from Nerophis lumbriciformis (worm pipefish), 797 nucleotides. RefSeq names its product alpha-ketoglutarate dehydrogenase subunit 4 (gene kgd4). Gene Ontology annotation, molecular function: oxoglutarate dehydrogenase (succinyl-transferring) activity. The record is from RefSeq and is a predicted model, not a curated record. Gene Ontology annotation, biological process: 2-oxoglutarate metabolic process. Lineage: Eukaryota; Metazoa; Chordata; Actinopteri; Syngnathiformes; Syngnathidae. Gene Ontology annotation, cellular component: oxoglutarate dehydrogenase complex.
CCGCGGCGCCAUCUUGUGGCGUCUUUGUAGCUUGCGCUUUAAACCCGGAAGUGAAAGUGCUGAGGUCAUCAUGGGAGGCAAAGUCAGCUCCAAAAUGGCAGCUCCCGCCGCUAGAGUUAUCCAGGCAGUGCGGCCUCAUGCACCUAUGAUCAAGUUUCCUAAGAGACAAGGUGUUCCCAAACCAAACGAAGUAUUAAUAACACCAGCGGUCAACUUCCAACCACACAACACUCCCAGUUUGCCGCCAGCGCCGCCUCAAAUAACCAGAAGUCACGUACCUUUGACCCCCAUCCCUGGCACCCCUGACACCUUGGCCUCCAUACAACUAUUCCCUGCAAGAUACCGCCGUAGACCCGUGGCGAUAGAAGAGAUGGACUACAUUCAGCGUGGUGGACCAGAGUGAUGACACAUUUAAUUGACUGCAACCAAAGCACACAUUUAUGGAGAUUGACAUCCUUCAAGAUGCACAAAGUAGAAUAACAUAUUACACAAAUCCUUUUAUAUAUAUAUAUAUAUAUACCGGUAUGUUAAUUUUUCAGAUAUUGAUCUUCAAUGUUUUACAGGACAUUUCUAUUUAAUUCUGUGGAUGUUCUCAUAAAGUUGACAUCUUGACAAGCUGUCUUCCCCAAACUCCUGCUUUAGCUUCUUUUCUGUUGCAAAAUGAGUCUUACCUGCAAUACUUACAAAACAUAGGCCUUUCUCCUAAUGUUGCCUGGGAUGAUGAACAUCCCUCAGCACUCAGGCAACAUGUUUGUUCAAUGCUAGAUGCAAGUCGUCAUUAAAGCAAUAUACUCUAA